Molecule: messenger RNA, 5660 nt
Organism: Musca domestica (house fly)
Lineage: Eukaryota; Metazoa; Arthropoda; Insecta; Diptera; Muscidae
Gene: scny
Product: ubiquitin carboxyl-terminal hydrolase 36
Exons: 4
Coding region: 891-4706 (1271 amino acids)
Biological process (GO): regulation of apoptotic process; protein deubiquitination
Cellular component (GO): nucleus; cytosol
Molecular function (GO): cysteine-type endopeptidase activity; cysteine-type deubiquitinase activity
Source: RefSeq, a predicted model, not a curated record
CUCGUCCACAUAAAAGCAAUUUUCUGCGGAAAGAACGGGAAGACAAGCACAUUUUUUUUGUCGUCGCAAGCCGUAAAAAACUCGUAGAAAAUUUUCUUUCGUAUUUUUAUACCACCAAUAAUAGCGGAAAUAUGUAAAAAAUCGGACGAGUAUUUUGCUCUAUACAACAUUUAUGUGGAAUUUUCAACGUAUAUUCCUUGGAAAGCUUCGAAAGAUCGGUCAUAAAAUAAGUCGAAUGUCGUGAAAAUAGCCACAAAAAGAGGAAAAAAAUCAUUGAACGCGAAAAAACACCAAAAGAAUAUGGCAUAAAAAAACGUGUAAAAAGUAGUGUUGCAACAAAAAAUAAGGUCUUAUGCCAGAUAUUGGAGCGAUAAACGCCGCGCAAAACAAAAAAAGAAAAAUAAUGAACAUUUUGCAAUUUCUAAAAAAUAUUAACUAACACACUCACACACACACUAAUCAACCGCAAAAGGGCAAUCAAUAAUAAGCAGCCAAACUUAAGGACGUUCAAGGAGAUUUUUUCUUGAUGAGUGUUUGUAUGUGGUGUAGCAAAAGUACAGCAGCAGUAGCAAGAAGUGUAGAGAGAAAUCAGCAGACAACAGAAAGAAACAACCAAAGGAUUAGAAAUUGGUUCCAUUACAUCGAAGUUGGCGGAAAUAAACUUGAAUAUUGUCGUGUAGGAAGAGGAACGUAGCGGGUGCCAGACAAAGCCUUUCAUUUCUUUGGGACCGCACCCGCUGUCUUAGUUUGUUGUGUUUGCUCCAUCAAUUAAACAAAAAUAUAACCUCAAAAUACAUAUAUUGUUUUUGUUAAGCCACUCGUUUUGAGCCAAAAGAGAAAUAACAAAAAUCAUCAAAAUUCCACCACAAACUCCCACGUCCACCAACUCCAUGCCAGUCUCCGUGGUUUGUGAGACUACGGCAAAUGUAAAUGCCGCCUUAAGGGAGGAAUUGUUCGGUUCGGCCACUGGCUGCUCAGCAGCUGCCAACAACAAAGCACCAGAUGAACUUAAAACAAAUGGUAGCUCAGUGCUUGGAACUGACGACAAUGAUUCGUUACAUGACAAACUGGUGGCUUCCGCCAAACGGGUACUGCUCUCGAAAAUCGAAUAUGAGGAAGUCACCAACUAUGGCCAAUCGGUUUUGGAAAGUCUAAAAUCCAAAUACAUCGUCUUGAAGCCAUCGACUGGCAUCAAUAAUGGCCAGGAGAAUGGCAGAAAGUCUCCAGCAACCUGCAACAAUAACAACAAUGGCGCAAAUGGUGAUGACAGUGCUGCCGGUAAGCAUGCCAAUGGUAACACAUCAGCUGCAACGACGACACCGGGAAAACGAAACCAACAGCCCCAGAGCCCCAAUGAGUUGCCCGCACCCAAACGGGUACUUUUUCCACGUGAAAAUGUACGUAUUGGAUGGAAGGCCACCGGGCGUAAAUGGAAUGUCGGUGUGGGCAUGAUGAAUGUGGGUAAUACCUGUUACUUGAACUCAACGCUGCAGGCCCUGUUUCACGUGUCCUCAAUGGCCAAUUGGUUAAUGUCCGAUUCGGCACACAUGGAGAGAUGUGAAUCCACUGAUUCUGGUUGUAUCAUUUGUGCAAUGGCCAAGACACUGCAGGCCUCACAAAACAGCCAAUCGGCCAUAAGGCCCUAUUUUGUUUACUCAAAACUUAAAUCCAUAUGUAAACAUUUAGUAAUGGGUCGCCAGGAAGAUGCCCAUGAAUUUUUACGUUACUUGGUUGAAGCCAUGGAGAAAUCCUACUUGCAGAGGUUCCGAAACUACAAGGAAUUGGAUCAAUACAGCAAGGAGACGACCCCCUUAAAUCAAAUUCUUGGCGGUUAUUUAAAAACGUCGGUGAAAUGUUUGUCCUGCCAACAUGUUUCAGUAACUUUUCAACAUUUCCAAGACCUUUUGCUGGACAUACGCAAGGCGGAUACAAUAAAUGAAGCAUUGGAGGGCUAUUUUGCCCGUGAGCGUUUGGAAGAUAUGGGCUACAAGUGUGAAGCAUGCAAGAAAAAGGUCUCGGCAACAAAACAAUUUUCAUUGGACCGGGCUCCAAUUGCCCUCUGCAUUCAACUAAAACGUUUCUCUAUUUCCGGCACUAAAAUCAACAAACAAAUAACCAUAAAACCUAGACUGGAUCUAACAAAGUUUGCCUCACGCAAAAUUCCCGGUGAACAAUUGACUUAUCGUCUAGUGGCAAUGGUAACCCAUUUGGGUGCUUCCCAACAUUGUGGUCAUUACACAGCCAUUGGUCUAACAGAAUCCGGAACGUACUACAACUACGAUGACAGUUAUGUCCGGCCAAUAUCAAUGCAAAAUGUUUGCAAUACAAAUGCGUACAUAAUAUUUUACGAAAUGGAUACACAGCCCGCGCGACAGGUGACUAGCACACAGGUUAGUGGAGCCGUGGCGCAAAGUACUGUUACAAAUCUCAAAGAUUUACAGACAACAAAAGUCAAUGGUCAUGUUGUGAACUCCAGUCCGCAACGUAUAAUAGGGCCACAACUGCCGCCCGGUUAUAGCAACGGCACCUCUUCUCCCUUGACAAAUGGAGGAGGUAGUAAAUUAAUACUAAAUCGGAAUGCCACAAAUCCCAGUAAAAAUACGACUGGAUUAGAUAGUAGUAAAAUAAUGAUUCACUUUAAGAAUAACAACGGGGGAACACCAUCAAGCCCCUCAGUAAAAACAAGUCUUGCAACAUCGUCGCUUACUAGUGCCUCGGCUACAUCCUCUACCACAUCUACGGCAGCUUCGAAUUCUGUUUUCGACAGUUUGAAAAGUAAUAGCAACAGUAACGGUCUCCAUGUUGUGGGGACCGGUAAAUUUCAAGAAUCUGCGAACACGAAGCGUGCACUGGGUGACCCAGCAAAUAAAAGACAAGUUAAUACUGUUAAAAAUGGUAACGAGAGUUCCUCCGAUGACGACGAUGACGAAAAUGAGGUUGUAAGUUCAUCAACAUCAACACUGCCAAGUAUGCCUAAAUUGAUAUCUGCCGAAGUGAAUAGCACCACCACCAACAACACAAAGGCGCCAUUAACAAAUGGCUUUGCCAAGUCACCUGCCCCCGUUGUUGCAAUCAAAAGUCUUGUUCCAUAUGUCUGGGAAUCAGAUGAUGAGACGGAUGUGGCUACGCCUAUAACCACAAAUGGCAUAAUGUCGACCUCCUCAACAUCAUCAUCAUCUGACAAAACGCCUUUGAUGUCGAAUCCGUUAAAACGACGCCAAAGUUCUUCAUCAUGGUCCAAUGCAGCAGGAUCAUCUUCCUCAGACAAUGAUGAUGACAAUGACAACGAUUGCAAGCCAACAACUGGUACUAAAAUUAAGAAGGCAGCCUCAUCCACUACGGUAACUAGCGCCGAAGCCACAGGCUCCUCAUCCGUACAUUACAAUGGCAUCAGUUCAAAAAAAUCAUCCGAAACAAUUGAUGAAAUAUUCAAUAAGCGUUCCACAUUAGCGACCUCAAACUAUUUAUCGCCACUCAAAAAGAAAUCACAAAAUCAACAAUUUACCGUUACCUCUACUACACCAACAAGUGACACCUCCUCAUCUGAUUCGGAAGAUAUAAAAUCAGUUCCGUCGAAGCCACAAUUCAAAAGAUCAAAUUCAACACCUCCAUCACCACCUGUAGUCAAAACGAAUUCCGGCAUUUGGCAAGUUACAUCAUUGCAUCCUAUCAGCGCCUGUGUCAGUCCCACAACUGAAAAAUUGCCCAAGAAUCCGAAAAAUCCUUUUGCCAGCGCAAAGUCACUGCACAAUAAUGCAGUAGGCGAAAACUCGAAACGUCUUAAAAAAGAAAACGCUGGCAAACAGAACUUUGUGGGCAAUGGUUAUCAACGUGAAACAGCAACAGACACCACUGUCUCCGAACUCUUGAAGCAAUCACAUCGCGGCUAUGGAGCACCGGUCCUGACAUGGAAUGGACAACAAAGUGAAAUAGAAAGAGAGAAUUAUUAUUUGUUUGAUGAGAAACGGAUAGAAGACGACAACAACAUAAACAGCAACCACCACCACCACCAACCACUUCACAAUAAUGACAACAACAGCAGCAUAGAUGAUUGCCACAUGGAUAGUGAUCUUGAACAAGAUCAAGACAUCGCCAAGGAGGAUAAUAGUCCACAUCUACUGCGUGAAGACGAUAAGGAUGGUGACAUUAUAAAUCUCGUGUCUAGCGAUGCCACAACAAAUUUCCUGAGAGAAGUUAGUUUUUACGACGACAAUGAUGGCGACGAUGGUGAUAUGUUAAAAUCGGAAAACUUUGAUUUUGAUGAUUCUUGCUAUGUGGCCAUGUUAUACGAUGACAUUGGGAAUGAUAGCAACCCAGCUACUAGUACAAGUGGAAGAUGUGGAAAAGUGCAACCAGCUCUUCGCAUUGACCUUAAAAAUAUAAACGAUAAAAACUGCCUACCUCUGCCAGAAAAUUGUUCAGAAUCGACAAAGGAGGAUGAUAACAAUACUUUAAAGGAUGAGUCAUCAUCACCACCACCAGCAGCAGUAGCGAAUGCAACAGAAGCUCCAACAACAACCGCAAUUGCUGGUGAAGAGCAAAAUAACCUAGACUCUUGUAGUUCAGCAACCACCGCCACCACAGUUAUAAACACCUAUUGUCUGUCGCCAAAUUCAACGGAUAAUGAGCCCACCACUCCCACUCUAGCCACAACAAUCAAUGACAUAAUAUUCCAGAUUUCUGAGGACUCAAUGGAUAAACUAUAACAGGAAUAUAUGAUGAAACAUAUGUGUUUCCUAAUGAUUUUAUGAUGGUGCUGCUAUGUUGUAUAUUACGAAAACCAUUUAAGGCUCCACAAGCCAGAGAUGAUUAUUAAUAAUCAGCCUUCUUCUUCUUACUCCUCCUGUGUUUUGUUCUUAUUUGUAAGUUUUUAUAUUCAAACAAACAAAAAAUAUGCGAAAUAAUUCAUUCACAUAAACUGCUGUUAAGAAUUGUUAUAACUUUUUUAUUUUCUUUUUUGGCCAACAAGGAGCCAGUAGAAAUCCCCAUUCUUUUGUUUUAAACAUAUUUUUUCACACAACUAAAUGAUAACUAUGAGCAUAAUUAUAAAAAGCACUACAAGUGUUGCAAAAAAUCAAACAGCCAACAAAUAGGGGCACAUAAAUCAUAAAUCCUUUUUGUUAUUGUAAAUUAUAUAUACAAAAUUGUAUUAACAUUAGUUUUAAUCGAUACUAAAGUAUAAGAGAGGAGUCCUCCGCCCAUAGCCAAUACAGCUCACAAAUGUUUUGAAUCCUAGCACUAGCAGCAUUCCAACCAUCUCUAGAAGCCUUGUUGCCCGGAGAUCUGUGAUGCAUAUUAUUGUUUUCGCUCUAUUUCGAAUCAGACAGACGAAAAUCUAAAUCUAAAAACCCCAUUCUAAUGGACGAAAAGUUUAAUUAUAGCUAAUUUAAAUUAUUUUAUUAUUUUUUAAUAUACCUUUAGUUUUAGUUUUUAGUUAUUUAGCAUAUUAUAUCAUAGUAUUCGUAUAUGACUUAUUUAUAAUUAAUUUAAUUGCUGACAAUGUAAAUGAAAAUGAAAAAAAGAGAAUAAGAAUCUGUAACAAUAAAUGAAGUAUGUAAAUGUAAUUUAUAUGUAAAUAACGCAAACAAAAAGGAGUUUCACUCACGCAAAUACAUAUUAUGUAUAUAGAUAUUUUAUCUAUGUUAUAAUUAUAAGAAAUA